Molecule: messenger RNA, 282 nt
Organism: Paraglomus brasilianum
Lineage: Eukaryota; Fungi; Glomeromycota; Glomeromycetes; Paraglomerales; Paraglomeraceae
Source: the annotation of a GenBank genome assembly
AUGCGCGUUCUUUUAAUACGAUCUCCACCAAUGGCGGGUAAAACAUCACUCGCACAACUUUUUGAGAAGCAUCUGUUGGAAGAACACCCUGGAACGAGGGUUUUUCGUAUAUCUCUGUUGUGGAUGGAGGCCGACAAUCCAGAAUGGACCUUUUCAGAUCGGUUUCGAUGGCUUAUGGGGAACAUCGGUUGGCGCCAAUUUGUCUCUGAAUCUUCACGCAUUGAAACCAUCUUAAUUGUAGAUGAAGUUCAGAAACUAUAUAAACCUGACACAGAAGAUUCU